Neofelis nebulosa (Clouded leopard) is the source of this 6044-nucleotide messenger RNA. It is a transcript of the gene NYAP2, whose product is annotated as neuronal tyrosine-phosphorylated phosphoinositide-3-kinase adaptor 2. Lineage: Eukaryota; Metazoa; Chordata; Mammalia; Carnivora; Felidae. The record is from RefSeq and is a predicted model, not a curated record. Gene Ontology annotation, biological process: neuron projection morphogenesis; phosphatidylinositol 3-kinase/protein kinase B signal transduction. Bases 657 to 2648 code for a protein of 663 amino acids. The transcript has 7 exons.
GGUUGUCACGGGGGAGGGACGAUACCACAAGCUAGGCUGCUCUAAACCUUCUGUAUGUAAGUGGCGAUGAGAAAGAGCAUCUUUUGGGCUGAGAGGAGACAUUUAGAGAGGAUGUUUCUGAUUUUUUGUUUUCAUUUAUUGUUGUCUUCACAGAAUAUAAUCAAAUGAGGCACCUUAGCCAGCCUGGGUGAUUGCUUCGAGUCUUGUAAUCAUCUGUGUAGCAAAGUGGGUAAAAUCAUUCAAUUUCUUCCCUGCUGGACCUGGAAAGAGAGGGGCUGUGUGUUCAUCCCCACCCAUUAGCUAUGCCCUCUUUUCUCUGAAUGUCGAUUUAAGGAAGCAGGCACCUGUCUUCUGCCACCGCAUCUUCCUAGCAAACUUUAAAGGCCAUUUUAUCUGAUAGGAAGAACAUCAAGGAUGCUCUGAUCUCUAGUGAUGAAGAAUCUGGGAAUGGACACUUGCCCCAUCCAGAUGCAAUGCACUUUAAUUGAAGAAAAACUGAGCUGAACUACAAGUCUCUUUCUUAUGGUGCUGGAUUACUCCUACAGAACUGCCCAGAGAUCAACCGCGAGAGAGGGCUCUGACAGACACUAGUCACCUUCUGAUUGUUGCACUUAGCUCUCCCUGGAGACGUAAAUUUUGGAAGUGUUCCUUUUUACAUGAUCCCCUCCAAGAUGAUGAGUUCUAAUCCUGAGGUAGACCCUUUGGACACAUUUCUCCAAUAUAUCGAGGACAUGGGGAUGAAGGCCUACGAUGGCUUGGUUAUUCAGAAUGCAUCAGACAUUGCUCGAGAGAAUGACCGCUUGAGAAAUGAAACCAACCUGGCCUACUUGAAGGAGAAGAACGAAAAACGCCGAAGACAAGAAGAAGCAAUAAAACGCAUAGGUGGCGAAGUGGGGCGGGGCCACGAAGGCACUUACGCGGGCAAACAUUUCCGCAUGGGAUUCAUGACGAUGCCCGCUCCUCAGGACAGACUUCCCCAUCCCUGCUCCAGCGGCUUUUCCGUGAGGUCCCAGUCCCUGCACUCGGUCGGGGGCACCGAGGACGACAGCAGCUGUGGCUCCCGCAGGCAGCCGCCCCCCAAGCCCAAGCGGGACCCCAGCACCAAGCUGAGCACGUCGUCCGAGACGGUCAACAGCACGGCACCCGGCAAGAGCGGCAAGGCCGCCGAGCGGCCCGAAGUGUCCACCAAACCGAGACCCCACAGUGAUGAAUAUUCCAAGAAGAUCCCUCCUCCCAAACCCAAACGCAACCCGAACACUCAGCUGAGCACCUCUUUCGAUGAAACGUACAUCAAGAAGCACGGGCCGCGGAGGACGUCGCUCCCGCGCGACCCCUCCCUGUCCCAUGUCAGCAGCCCUGCGGGCGACCCCGAGGAGGAGGAGCCCGUGUACAUCGAGAUGGUGGGCAACAUCCUCAGAGACUUCAGGAAGGAGGACGACGACCAGAGCGAGGCCGUCUACGAGGAGAUGAAAUACCCCAUCUUCGACGACUUGGGCCAAGAUUCCAAAUGUGACCUUGACCAUCACAGUUGCUCUUCGCAGUGUGCUACUCCCACGGUGCCUGACUCGGACUUCGCCAAGUCCUCCGUGCCAUGUACUCCAAAGGGUUUGCUCUGUGACAUCCCCCCGCCCUUCCCCAACCUGCUCUCCCACAGACCCCCGCUGCUGGUGUUCCCCCCCGCGCCCGUGCAGUGCUCCCCCAAUUCCGACGAGUCUCCGCUCACCCCGCUAGAGGUCACCAAGCUGCCCGUGCUGGAAAACGUGUCUUACAUGAAGCAGCAGCCGGGCGCGUCGCCGUCCGCACUGCCCUCCCACGCCUCCGGCCAUCCCAAGCUGGACAAAGAGCAGGCGGCGGCCCUGGGCCCAGGCCCCGCAGCCUCCGCGGCCACCGCGCUGUCCUCGUCCCCGCCCCCGCCGUCCACGCUGUACCGGACGCAGUCCCCGCACGGCUACCCGAAGAGCCACUCGGCCUCGCCGUCGCCGGUCAGCAUGGGGCGGUCCCUGACCCCGCUCAGCCUCAAGCGGCCGCCGCCCUACGACGCGGUGCACCCGGGCAGCCUGUCCAGGGGCUCCCCGGCGGGGCCGCAUCCGAGCGCCAGGCCCGUGUCGCAGGACGGGGCCAAGAUGGUCAACGCGGCGGUGAACACCUACGGCCCCGCGCCGGGCGCCUCCCGCUCCAGGACCCCCACGAGCCCCUUGGAAGAACUGACCAGCCUCUUCACCUCCGGGCGGAGCCUGCUGCGCAAGUCGUCGUCGAGCGGCCGCAGGUCUAAGGACCCCGCAGAGAAAUCGACAGAGGAACUGAAAGUCCGAAGUCACAGCACGGAGCCAUUACCAAAGCUGGAGAGCAAAGAGAGAGGGCAUCACGGGGCAUCUUCCAGAGAGCCUAUCAAAGCUCAGGAAUGGGAUGGAACACCAGGACCGCCUGUAGUCACCAGCAGACUGGGAAGAUGCUCCGUAAGCCCCACCUUGUUAGCAGGAAACCAUAGCUCAGAAGCGAAAGUAAGCUGCAAAUUAGGCCGGUCUGCGUCCACAUCAGGUGUGCCCCCUCCAUCAGUGACGCCUCUCAGGCAAGCCAGUGACCCGCAACAGAGCCAGAGUUUCCAUCUCUUUGCUCACUCCAAAGGACAGGAAGAACACUUUCAAUGACAGCACUAACAGCUCUGGCUGACCUCAGGACACCUAUGGAUAAGGGAAUGCAUGGAGGCAGCAGACUCACUGCCUCCCAUAAUUCCUGAAAAAUUAGCUUUCCUUUCUCCAGUCACACUUUCCCUUCCUUGUUGCCCCGCCAAUGCCAUCCAUGCUCUCCUAGGGAAAUUUUCUGCAGGGUAAAGAGAACAUUCAAAGAAAUUUGGUGACUCUAAGCUUCUUUUUCAGUCAGAUUAAAGUUUACAGCCCCCGUGCUGGAAAUGGUGAUUUUCCGUAAGAGGGGUUACAGGAGGUGGAGAAAUUGGCUCAGAGUGAGUAACAUGGAACUGAUUUUUUAUUUUCCUGAGAGCAUCUGAAAAUUAGUGCUGGUGUAGGGUCUAUUGUUUUAAGAAAUUAAAUUUUAUUCACAAGUCACGGUUACAUUUAAUUCCAAGGCCAACGAGACACUUGCUCGACAUUGCUUGGUCCUUUAAGUCUUUGGUAAAUUACUGCUUGUUUUACAUGUUAACUCAUGAGGCACAAAAAAAUCAAGUCAGUGGAGCUAUGCCUACCUGUAUUAAUUUUAUUCCAGUAUCCAUUUUAGUGUUGAAGUGCUAACGUUGAAAUGCUUAUUUCAGAUUUUUUAAAAAUCUCUUUAUGGUUUUCAUAUUUUGGAAAUUGAAUAAUUUUAAAUAAAUAUAUGGAGAUUUAUUAUUGACAUAUCAUCAUUCUUCUGGUCUUUGGAUAAAAUAUACUCAAUAUCAGGAAGUGCUUAGUUUAUUUCCUAGAGAAAGUAAUGAUUGAAGUAAAUUAAAUAUUCCUUGACAUUUAUGUUAUUCUGCAUGCAUUGAAGGAUCAGUAGAUAAGAUCAUUAACAGUGUCUGGGGUUUUACAAUUUCCCAAUCCAAUUGCCUCUGUUCAUUGCCUCCUAUAACCAUGUGAAGUAUGAUGUAUGUGGCAAUACAUGAAAUGUGUAUAUAAAGUAUGUCCAAUAUACAUAAUAUAUAUAAAGCAUAUACAAAUAUAUAUACUAUGUGUAUAUGAAUUAGGUACCAAUAUAUAUACAAUGUAUAUAGGAAGGGCAUACAACUUCAGAGAAAUACAUGACUUUUCAGUAUGAUAAAACAAUCAAGAUCCCAAUCAAGUUAGUUAACUUUUUCCAUUAUAGCGUGUUGCUUCUGUCUAAAAACAUUGCAAGGUAAGCUUCAGUUAGCAUUUGGAAUGAAUGUGGUUUCUUCAGGUGAUUUUUAAAAAAUACAUCUUUUGAACUUCAUAAUAGUUUUACAUUUACAGAGAGGCUCCAAAGAGGGCACAGAGGGUUCCUGUAUGCCCCACACCGAGUUUCCCCCUUUUUUAAAUAUCUUAUAUUGCUGCUGUGUAUCAGUAUUGAAACCGUAUUUUUAAAGCCCACACAUUACUUGGAUUUUCUUAGUUUUUACGUGCCUGUUUCAGGAUCCUUUCCAGGAUACCACACUAGUCAAUUUCAGUUAUCAUGUCUCUUUGCCUUCUCUAGAUUGCGACGGUUUCUCAGACUUCCCUUAUUUUGGCUGAUCUUAACAGUUUUGAGGAUUUCUGGACUGGCAUUUUAUAGGGUAUUUCUCAUUUUGUGUUUGGUGUUUUUCUCAUGGUUAGGUUGGGAUUAACGGGUUUCGGAGAGGAGGAGCUCAGAGGCAAUGUGCCUUUCUCAUCACAUCAUACCAAGGGUCCAUACAGUCCACAUGACUUCCCGUUGUCGAUGACUGGUGUGCUGUGUAUAGUGUUUGCCAGAGCUUCCCACGGUUAAGUUACCCUCCUCUUUCUUUCCAUACCGUAUCCUUGGGAAAGAAGUCACUGUAUGUAGCCUGCUCUUAAGGGAUGAGGAUUUAUGUUUCCCUUCCUUGAGGAGGGACUUCACUGGAUUUUAUCUGCCUCAACUUAUUAGCCAAGAGUAUUACCUCUGCCGGAUCAUGUUGUCCGAGAGAUGUAACGAGAUUCGUAUUAAUUGAGCAAUUGUCUUACAAUUGUCUCCUAAUGUAUGCUUGUUGUAAAUCAAACCCAAGAGUUCUUUUAACUCCAGGUUGAAGUGAAAUGGAAUUUUACAGCUAAAUUGAAACCGGUCUUGAAGAAUUUCAUGACAAAUCAUGAAAUACUUUAUGGGUAGUAUUCUUAACACACCUCCUAUAAAUACUUAACAUGUUAUUUGCUAUGUACAAACUAAUAAAUUGAAGCAUCUUACUAUCAGAGUGAAAUGUAAUUUUUAGACAUGUUUUCUGCCAUGUAAAUUGCCAUAGUGGUAACAUUGGAGUUUAAUGUCGGGAAUUAAAAAGAAUGUGCACCCUCCAGAAAGAAAUAUUGAAAAACAGAUGAUAUUUAAACGUAAACUCGGAAAAUAGAUUUACCUUCCACCAAAUGAAUCACAUUUAACAAGUAUUUAUCUCAUCUUAACACAGUAAUAAUUUUCUUGGGUAUUUUAAAUGAGAAAAAAAAAUAUUUGACAACAACUUAACAUGAGAUGAUUCUAUAGCAUUCUUUGCCAGACUUAUUAAAAUAUUGAAAUUAAAAAAUUUUGAAUUGGCUAUUUUCUAAUACCGUGUAUUUAAAUUCUCUUUAAAAUAUGUAGCCUUCAUUCAUGUACUGACAAGUGCUUUCUCACAGAAUUUGUAUUGACUAUACAUCUGGCCACCAAAAGAAAAUAGUUGAAUAUUAAAAAGCCAGUCUGAGAAAAAGGAGUUGAUUUUCUUCUAUUAAUAUUUGAAACCAUUAGAUCAAUCAAGUGGACACUUAACUAUUUUAAAACAAAAAUGUAAAGAACAUGAAAGUCAUGCUUUGUAACCCUUUAUUCUUAAACUUAUUUUUUAGAUUUUUAAAGAAUGGAUUAUUCUUAAACUGACACACUUACAUAGUAUAAACUUCUAAUUGGCAGAAAACACACACUUAUAGGUAAUGUAAUGCGUUAUACAUGCGUAAAAUGUAACGAUAACUCUGAAAUAUAUUAGUGAUACUGUUGUUAGAGCAAUUUAUGAAAAAUAUUAUUUUUCAGUGACAUGUACUGAUUCGCACUCUUAAAUAUUAAACGAGAUUAGAUAUUAUCCAAUUUGUGGGGAGAAGUAAAUACAAUGCAAAUGUUGAAGUGAUGUAAAUAUCCUACCUUAAAGAAGUUGGAGGUUUUGCAGUUUUAUUGGAAUGUGUAAGACCCAGUGAGAUUUUACUGAGAAGAAAAUUAUCUGGAGAGCUUUCCAAGGGUGAACAAACACUGUUCAAUGAUGGUGGCUUCUAUUCGUUCAUAAAACUUUUAUUGAGAGCUUAAUGACUCUGUUCUGCAUGUUGGGUCUGCUAAUGGAUAAAAUUUGGGGCUUCCCCUCUGGGAAUUCUAUGUUAUAAAUUCCAUUUUAAGAGUUUAUAGUCACUCAAUAAAUUUUGCUUGUAUUUCCACCCAAA